Botrytis sinoallii is the source of this 246-nucleotide messenger RNA. RefSeq lists its product as uncharacterized. The record is from RefSeq and is a predicted model, not a curated record. The transcript has a single exon. Bases 1 to 246 code for a protein of 81 amino acids. Lineage: Eukaryota; Fungi; Ascomycota; Leotiomycetes; Helotiales; Sclerotiniaceae.
AUGAAGUUCCUCCCUGAACUUACAUUGGCGCUGGCCAUGGCUGCUGGCGUGGCGGCCGGUGCUUUAGAUGCUAGUGCAAGUGGUACUGGGACUUUGAAUCCGACCUCGAGCGCAACGUCUUCAAGUGCUAGUACGGCGACUGUCAAAACAUCCACGACGGCUAACCCUUACGGUGCGUAUGGAGAAUAUGGUAAUUAUGGAGUUUAUGGAAGUUAUGAAAGUUAUAAGAAGAGAGCGAAGAAGUAG